GAAAGUUUUAUUCAUUUUUUUUAAUGAAAUCAAAGUGAAUAGUAGUUACAUAAAUGUAAAACCAUUAUUCAUUGAGUUGAAGUUAUGUUACUAAAUGUUAAACUUUGUACUGUUUCAGGUCAGUAUAGAACAACCUACUGUCUAAACACAUGCAUAUAUAUAUAUAUAGAUAGAUAUACAUGUUUAUGUAAAUAAUAAGAGUUAUAUUUUACACUUCUUAUAGUUUUAUUUUUCAUUCAUAUUAUCAAUUAUAUAAAAUCAAAUCAAAUCUAAUAUGGAAUGUAAAAAAGCUGUUGUUAAAAAUGCUGAUAUGUCAGAUGAUAUGCAACAAUGUGCUGUUGAUAUAGCUGCUCAAGCAAUGAUUGAAUAUAAUAUAGAAAAAGAUAUUGCAGCUUAUAUUAAAAAACAUUUUGAUAAAAAUUAUGGUCCAACAUGGCAUUGUGUUGUUGGUAAAAAUUUUGGAAGGUAACUAUUUAUAUUCAAAAUGUUUUCUUUGUUUGUUUCUUUUAAUCAAUAUUGUUUGAUUACACUAUUUGAGAUAAUCAAUUAUUGUAGUUGAUAAUUUAAGAUGUACUAUGUUAUAGAAAAUGAAAUUAUUUGUUGAAGUUCUGUUCUCUGAAUUGGAUGGUUUGGUUGUGGAACAUUCAUCGUUCUUCUGAACUUUAGAUUCGUGCUGAUGACAGAGUUCAGGAGAACAAUGAAAGCUUCACAACUGAAUCAUCCAACUUAGAGAAAAAAAACCCCAUCAAAAUCAUCCAUCUGAGCUACAAAUCUUCACUACUAUCUCGAAAUGAUUUGUUUUUCAUCCAGAAUAUAACAUUGAUUGGUUUAUUUUCGAAAAGUUGAUAUGUAAUUAAGUAAAUGUCAAACAUUAGAAUUGGCAUAAUCUUUCAGUUUAUUGUUAUUGGAAAUAUGGCUCAUAAAUACACCAUUAUUGAGUAAUUCAUCAUUAUUUGAACAAAUAAUCUACAGUUACGUAACACAUGAGACCAAUAAUUUUAUUUAUUUCUAUCUACAAAAUGUUGCGGUACAAUUAUUUAAAUCAGGAUAAAUAAUCAAUUACAUAAUUGAUAUAAUUCAAUGCACAUAUUCAUUUGUUUUCAAUGAGUAGAACUAUAACAACAACAACAACAACAAUAAAAUAAAGAAAAAAGAAGAAAAAGAAAAGAAAAGACAGUUUUAAUUCAUUCUGUAUACAUUAAAUUUUGUUAAAUAAAUCAUUUAUAAAUUUGUUGAUAUUUCAUAAUC
Molecule: messenger RNA, 1248 nt
Organism: Schistosoma margrebowiei
Lineage: Eukaryota; Metazoa; Platyhelminthes; Trematoda; Strigeidida; Schistosomatidae
Source: the annotation of a GenBank genome assembly